Molecule: messenger RNA, 993 nt
Organism: Adineta ricciae
Lineage: Eukaryota; Metazoa; Rotifera; Eurotatoria; Adinetida; Adinetidae
Source: the annotation of a GenBank genome assembly
AUGAAUGGGAGCAGUAAUAUUGUGGAUCGUGUUCUGCAAACAAACAUUUACAUUCAACCGAUACAUUUCGUCCUUGCAGUACUAGCAAAUGCAUUAAACAUCCGCAUUCUGUCUUCUUCUGCACUACGAGCAUCACCAUGUACACAUUAUUUCCUCACUUAUGCGAUAUUAAGUAUAAUCUAUGCGUGUUUACUGUGCCCGAUCCAAUUCGCUCGAAGUUUCUCGGUCAACUUAAUCCAUGACAUGAUUUCUUGUAAACUGCAUGCGUAUUUUCUGUUUGCUAUACCAUUACAAGCGAAUUUGAUGAUUAUAUUAGCAUCGUUCGAUCGUUUUUGUGCAAGCAUACAACUAAAUCGCUUGCAAUCGUUGAAUACAAUAUUAAUAGCAAGACGAAAUAUCGUUCUAUCGAUCCUAUUUUCAUUGUGCUACAUGCUACCGAUGCUGUUUAUCUAUCAUUGGAAUGAUUCUUCGAAAAAGUGCUUUUUACAGAACAAUUUGAUUAUUAAGAUCUACAUAUCCAGUCAAGUGCUGGUUUAUUAUGUUGUUUCGCCAGUUUUGUUAGUUAUUUUUGGUAUUUUGACUAUUUAUAACAUUCACGAACGCUCCACUCGCAUCAAACCGUUGAUUUCCACUGCCGCCCAUCGUCGCACCGAAACUCAGCUAGCUCGUAUGUUAUUCUUACAAGUUCUCGUCCAUUUUAUAUUUAUCCUUCCGUUUGGAAUUUUGUACAGUUUAAAUUCAUUUGUCCCAUCAACAGAAAUACCGAAAAUCAUUGCCAUUCGUUUAAUAUGUGUGACCUGGCAACAAGGUGACUACUUUAUCUCAUUUUUUCUCUACAUUCUCUCAGCAAACAUAUAUCGACAAGAGUUUAUGAGAAUAAUCAACUCGAUGAAUUGUUCAAUCCAUCGACGAACCGAUUAUUUUUCGCCGAGAUUACAAGUUCAAUACGAUAAAAUCGAACUAUCAGUCAAAACGACAUAUUCACUUGCAUAG